GUAACGCUCUCCGAUAUAUGGUUUGUCAACAAAUCGAAUCACAACAGUAGCAUAAAAUAUGAGCGAUGCUGCCGUAUCGGUAAAUCAAAUUAAAACCGAACAAAACGCCGACGAAGACAUCGAGGAGAAGCUGCCGGCGUACAGAGUGUGUGCGGAAAGUAAACUUAUACACGCAUCGGUGGAAAUAGUCGAUCUCACCGAGGAGGACUUUCUGAACGAAUUCAAAUGCUUCCUCAACACCCUGCCCGACCGACGCCUUGACGUCGAGGCGAGAAGAACCGGCACCAAUGCCAAGGCCCGCACCAUCCGAUAUGUUUUGGCCAUACCGGCCCUCCUGCUGGCUCAGGUUCGAAUACACCAGGACACGUUCAUAUGCGAGCUGUUUCGAAUCAACUUCUCGAACACGAUGCUGUACGGGAAACUAACGGCGGAAACGUUCCGCAAUGAUGUUACGGUGUAUCAGCUUGAUGAUGGAUCGGCAGCAGUGGAUGUAUAUUAUCGACCAUCGAACAAUAAAAUGCUAGAUAAUUUAAAUAAGCUGCUUUGCUGUGAAGAUACUCUUCGCCGGAAACCGUCCCCGCUGAACGAGGAAGCGAUUCCAAGCUCUAUCGAACUGAGGGGCCAUCUCAGGAUGCUGAUUUCGAUAGCGAAAGCACGUUGUGCCACCUUUCUCGGCCGUUUGAAGCUGCGCACGCAAUGCUUCGUUGUAGGACGGCCUUUCGAAGCUAGCGGUGGCAGGGUAGCCGUGUUUGCCCAAACCAUCCUACCCGAUGGCGAGCUGGGCCACUCGUGUGAGCUGUUCUGGAAGUGCUACCUACUUUCGGUAUACGAGCCCAUGCUCAGUAUGUUAGAAGAACCGACCAGCAUGAACGAAACGACUGCAAGUUGCAUCGAUAAAUUGGUGGAAAAGAUGAAGGGAUUGUACAUAUAGAAAGAAAACCCGUUAUGUAUCUGUUUGAAAA
This is a messenger RNA of Anopheles gambiae (African malaria mosquito), 962 nucleotides long. RefSeq lists its product as uncharacterized. NCBI's taxonomy places the organism in Eukaryota, Metazoa, Arthropoda, Insecta, Diptera, Culicidae. Bases 59 to 931 code for a protein of 290 amino acids. The transcript is spliced from 2 exons. The record is from RefSeq and is a predicted model, not a curated record.